Tachyglossus aculeatus (Australian echidna) is the source of this 1379-nucleotide messenger RNA. Its product is annotated as histamine H4 receptor-like. The record is from RefSeq and is a predicted model, not a curated record. Gene Ontology annotation, biological process: regulation of MAPK cascade; positive regulation of cytosolic calcium ion concentration; inflammatory response. NCBI's taxonomy places the organism in Eukaryota, Metazoa, Chordata, Mammalia, Monotremata, Tachyglossidae. The transcript has 3 exons. Bases 1 to 1206 code for a protein of 401 amino acids. Gene Ontology annotation, cellular component: membrane. Gene Ontology annotation, molecular function: histamine receptor activity.
AUGUCCGUCGACAACGCCAGCGUCUUUCAGGAAGAAAUGCCAACUUUUCACCGGAAUUUCAAUUCGCCUUCGGCAGGUCUGAGUUUGAAGUUUUCCACGAGAACUUCGGCGCUUCUAGUGAUUACCGUCCUAUUAGCCCUCAUUACGGUGCUGGGGAACGCUUUAGUAGUCAUUGCUUUUGCUGUGGAUAAAAAUCUUCGGCAUCGGAGUAAUUAUCUCUUUCUUAGUCUGGCAAUUUCUGACUUCCUUGUGGGUGCCAUCUGCAUCCCUUUGUAUAUCCCGUACACCCUGAGGAAAACAUGGUCGUUCGGAAGAGAGCUCUGUAAAUUCUGGCUGGUUAUCGACUACCUCAGUUGCACGGCUUCAGCCUUUAACAUUGUCCUCAUCAGCUACGAUCGCUACCAGUCAGUCUAUAAUGCUGUGUCUUACUGGAACCACCAAGGUGCAACCGCCAGAGCCGUGGUCCAGUUGGCCGCAGUGUGGAUCUUAGCGUUCGCCGUGCACGGCCCUGCCAUUAUGUUCUGGGACUACGUCGUAGAGGUCGGCCCGGUUGUGAAUGGGACCUGCAGAGCCCAAUUCCACUCCAACUGGCACUUCCUCAUGUGUGUUUCCAUCUUGGACUUUGCGGUCCCAACCCUCUCCGUGGCUUACUUCAACACGCAGAUCUACCGGAGCAUCCGCAAGAGAAGCCAGAGGAGCGCGGCCGAAGACCCCGGCCCUCUCCCCGCCUCCUCCCCCACCUGCCUCGGGGGGCCGGCGAGGCUCGCUCACUUUUUGAGGUCAAUCCCGCUCGCGUUGGGGCAGCGGACGCAGACUCCUCAUCUGGACUCCGAGGGCCAAGAGGAGGGCCUUCGUCACUCCUCGGAAACCCAUUCCCCUUCUUUCGGAGCCCUUUCUCUGGCCCCUUCCCGGUGUGACACCAGAUCCCAUUUUAAACUGCUCAGGGACAGGAAGACGGCCCGGUCCCUGGCCGUUAUAUUGGUGGCUUUUGCCAUCUGCUGGGCUCCCUAUUCCCUGUUCACCAUCAUCCGUGCGGCCAGCAGGAAGCUUGAGUUUGACCCAUGGUACGAUUUCGUGUUUUGGCUCCAGUGGGUAAAUUCUUCUCUUAAUCCUUUCCUGUACCCACUUUGCCACAAGAAGUUUCGGAAAGCUUUUCUGAAAGUCCUGUCCUACAGACGGGUGGUCAACUCUGUCACUCCCAGAUAGAUUGAACGGAGGGAAGUUUAAUCUCACCCUGGCAAACUCAAUUCACUUCGGAGUACCGGAUCGCUUCUCAACUCUCCAGCCCAGCUCUAUCCAUUGCAAGGAGAUAUAAUGACUUUUCAUUCAUUCAGUCGUAUUUGUUGAGCGCUUACUGUAUGCAGAGACUUUUCAAAUUA